UAGCGAACAAUAUUGUAUCUGCGCGCAACUCGCUUCCUGAUGCAGGUUCGCAACCUCGGUUCAGAGAUCUACCAGCAUCUGGGUUACCACUGCAGUCAGAUAACUGACCAUUUAUUACUUUGGUUAUUAUUGCGAUUCUUAAUCGCCGCGAAAUAUUUCAUUGUCAUGGAACGCUGGAGCUGUGUGUAUUAGAACUGCAAAUAUUUCAAAGUAGCGUUAGCUACAUUCAUCCAAUUAAUGACACCCCUCCUCUUGCAGUAGAAUAAGGAGACGCGACAACUUCUUCAUUCAGCGUCCACAAACUAGCAGGAUACUACUACUUGUGCGAUCAAGCUUCCAUCACAGUUUGAACUUACUGUCCUUCUUGUGUGCUAUCUGAGAUUCAUCACUGGGAGGAUCCCUCGGGCCCGAGGAGAGUUUUUCACGUUCAGAGCCCGGCGCCAGUGUUCCACGGCACAGGUUUGUGUCUUCUACCCCAUGCUCAACACAGUCUGCUAUGUCUCUCCUGAAUGUUGAUGCAACAUAAUAUAGUAGCAAACAAUACAACCAGCUUUUAAAUGGAUGACACUGCCAGUUGAGAUGAGCAGGGGAAGAAGCAUGUGAAGAUGUCCUUUAAUACAGCAAAAACAUGGUGCAUUAGACUGAUACCUGUGGUGCUGUUCUUUGUCUCUUACUACUUCUCCCAGUUCUUCCUGCAAAGCUAUGGCGGGACCACGAAGAUUCCUGUUCCAAGCAAAAACCUGUGUGGCAGCUGGCUUGUGUCCAGAAGAUGGGAGAGUCUGAACUUCAACAUCACCAGAAAGACCAGACUCUUCUUAACGCUGGGAGAUUUCUUCUGGCAGCAACACAAGUCUGCUCUACCUUUACCCUAUGGUAUCAAAGGCAGUGAGUCGUUCCUCCUGAAGGUGUUGGCAAUCACCUCAAAUUACGAUAUGCCGGCAAGCAUCGAAAACCUGGACUGCAGAACCUGCGUUGUCAUCGGCAACGGGUUCUCCAUCAAGAACAGCUCCCUGGGGGCCGCUAUCAACAAGUAUGAUGUGGUUAUCAGAUUGAAUGAUGCCCCGGUGAGGGGGUACGAGGAUGAUGUUGGGAACAGAACUACAAUGCGACUCUUCUACCCCGAGUCGGCCUCCUACAACCCCAGCAUCCACAACGACCCCGACACCAUCCUGGUCCUGGUGCCUUUCAAGCAGAAUGACCUGCGCUGGCUCAAGGAGAUCCUGUACGAUGAGAAGAGGGUACGGAAAGGCUUCUGGAAGCCCCCCCCUCAGAUCUGGCUCGGGAGCGGCAGCCAGAUCCGGAUCCUGGACCCCUACUUCCUGCAGCACACGGCUGGAACUCUGCUGCACAUCCCGCUGCAGCCCAAGAAGAAUCAGCGAACUUUUCACCCCACCACUGGGAUUCUGGCGGUUUUUGUGGCGCUGAACUACUGUGACGUGGUGCACAUCGCGGGAUUCGGCUACCCUGAGGUCCGGAACCAGAAUCAGCCCAUCCACUACUACGGACGCGACACCAUGAAGUCCAUGAAGGAUUCCAACCAUGACCUCACACAUGAAGCCCAGGCUCUGAAGAGGCUAGAAGAUUCUGGGGUUAUCUUGUACCUACACCCACACUCGUGACAUCUCGUACCUACACCCACACUCAUGACAUCAUCUCAUACCUACACUCGCACUCGUGACAUCAUCUCGUACCUACACCCACACUCAUGACAUCAUCUCAUACCUACACUCGCACUCGUGACAUCAUCUCGUACCUACACCCACACUCAUGACAUCAUCUCAUACCUACACUCGCACACGACAUCAUCUCGUACCUACAACCACACUCAUGACAUCAUCUCAUACCUACACUCACACACGAUAUCAUCUCAUACCUACACUCCAUCCGCACUCAUGACAUCAUCUCGUACCUACACCCACACUCAUGACAUCAUCAUGUACCCUACAUCCCUGCUCAUGACAUCAUUUUGUACCUCCAUCCACAUUCAGCACAGUCUGCCCCCACACCUUCCUGUGAUACUGUGCAUACACACACACACACACACACACACACUCACACACUCUGAGCCGUGCUGCUUCACCUUUCUCUUUUUUAGAGAUGAAGAUAUUGUAAAUUAGCAAAUUAUUUCAAAUUUUGUCUCUGAGAACUUAUUUUUUACUAAUUAUAAUUUAAUUUUUAAAUAAGUAUUUCUUUGAAUUGUUUCCACUGGAUAUGUUAAUUAUUUUUUAUGGAUGGGAGUUUUAUUAAAAUGAAAGAUUUGUUAUGAAUGUAAAUAAUUUCUGCUGAUUGUCUUUGCCUUAUUUGAAUUUCAAUUUUAUACAUUAUUAAUACAGUUUAUUGGAUCAUUUUUUUCACAGUUUUUAUAUACUCUGCGCAGUUCAGGGCUGUAAGGCAGUUUGGUCAUUGCGUCGUCUCACUGCUGUACAGGGAACUAAACCACCAGUUUCCUUUGCUCCCACCUGCAGGGAAUGAAAGGUAUUUUAACAUAGUGUUGAUCCCGUCAGGGUAGAAAAGGUUUCGUCAGUGGGUUUCUUGAAAUUUGACAUCUGGCAGACGGGAAGAGAUACAGCUAAAAAGAUUUUUACGUGCUGUAACCUUCCCGGUUUUCUGAUUGGUUAUUGAGAUCAGAAUGCUGGUGUAGGGCAAAUUGAAUUCACCAAUCCCCUAUGUCACAAAUUGAAAUGCACUAUCUCUGGAAUCUAGCACUGGUUAAUGUUUGUGAUGCACAUUGCUAAUUGAAUGUUAAAUAAAAUGCAAGUCACAAGUC
This is a messenger RNA of Anguilla anguilla (European eel), 2767 nucleotides long. It is a transcript of the gene st3gal4, whose product is annotated as ST3 beta-galactoside alpha-2,3-sialyltransferase 4. Gene Ontology annotation, molecular function: sialyltransferase activity. The record is from RefSeq and is a predicted model, not a curated record. Gene Ontology annotation, biological process: glycolipid biosynthetic process. The transcript has 13 exons. Lineage: Eukaryota; Metazoa; Chordata; Actinopteri; Anguilliformes; Anguillidae. Bases 606 to 1619 code for a protein of 337 amino acids.